This is a messenger RNA of Xyrichtys novacula (pearly razorfish), 165 nucleotides long. The record is from the annotation of a GenBank genome assembly. Lineage: Eukaryota; Metazoa; Chordata; Actinopteri; Labriformes; Labridae.
AUGGAGAGGUCAAAACUUGGACUCAACAUACCGUACAGGGACAAGCUGAACGAUGAAGAAAGAGAGCGUUACCUUAGCAAAAUUGCGGACAUUGCUGGACUCGACCCAUAUGAACACACUGUAUGGUCAGAAGAUGAUUUCGAGAUACUACCACCGCUUAACUGA